This is a messenger RNA of Amoebophrya sp. A120, 940 nucleotides long. Lineage: Eukaryota; Dinophyceae; Syndiniales; Amoebophryaceae. The record is from the annotation of a GenBank genome assembly.
CCAGGACCACCAGCGUGGCAUCGCGCCAAGGGGCCUAGAUGGAAAGGGCGGGGCCGAUCCGGAUUUCCCAUUCCCUGCAGGACUGGUUAUGAAAGAACAAGCACAAGCCAGUUGCGCUUGCGAGCCUGAGCUUGCUUCCGGUGGUCGUGCAACAGGACUACAUCAUCGACAAGCGGGAGAUCAUCCUAGUAAGGAGGAUGCCCACGUACUCUCAGCCAAUGAAAAAGAACAUUCGUCUGUCUUGCAAGACGACCUCAGUCGCAGUCAAGAGGCUGAUCAUCCGACAUUGUUGAAACUACAAGGACGUGGCGAAAUUGCAAACAUCGCAGUACAGCAACAGCACAAGCAUGGAACAAAAGCGAAUGGACAUAAAGAAGAAAGAGAACAGCACGAACAGGCGGUGGAGAAGAAAAAACCAUGGUGGCACGUUAGUCGAGAGGAGUUGGAGAAAAAGUUGGAGCUCCUUCAUCAUCAUCGUCAUCCAGAUGGCGGCCAACCACAAGUUUAUCAACUCUUGCAACAUCAUGUUACUCUUGCAGCUAGUACAGCAGGCGCACCAGCAUCGCAACCCGAUGUGACCUACUUCCUUCACCGCAUUUUACACUCUCAAGAAUCUUCAAAGACGGGAUCUGGAAAUAACCCUUGCGGGAACUACUUCCAAAAGAACACCACCGGUUGUUCAAACCCGCUAACCCAAACUGGUUCAUCUCCUUCUGUCUCCAGCUCUUUAAAACUUAUCGAACUUGAAAGCAGUCCGGAGAACCGGCAACUCCUGUACUUCCGAGGCCAAGUGGAAUCUUGGCUGGCGCAAGUGCAGAAUUACCAGACGGGGAGUUGCAAUUUUGCCCCCCUCGUCGCUGGUGGUGGUGGAGCAAGUGCGUUUAGUUUUUCCAGCCGGAAUAUCAACGGGGCCUCGUCAAGAUCAAAAAUAAAAACCAAA